AUGGUGCUUCUGAAUAUGCUCUUACUAGUGGGGGUCGAUCACGUGAAUCCACGCCUCUUGCCCUUGACGGCCGACACGACAUUGAGCCAUCGCAGACCCCGGCACGACUUCUUUUUCACGUCACCUCUUCCCUCAGGUCGAUCUCGCCUACUCUCUCGGGCUAGCUCCCAGGCAUGGUCUAUCACAAUCUCAAAGCGCUCAUCAAGGGCAUCCGUGCCUGCAAGACAGUCGCAGAUGAGCGUGCGCUCAUCCAGCAAGAGUCCGCAGCCAUAAGAACAUCCUUCAAGGAGGAAGACUCGUUCGCGCGACACAACAACAUCGCAAAGCUCCUGUAUAUCCACAUGCUCGGGUCUCCGGCGCACUUUGGCCAAAUCGAAUGCCUGAAGCUCGUCGCGAGCCCGCGUUUUGCAGACAAGCGGCUCGGAUAUCUCGGGAUCAUGCUCUUGCUCGACGAGAGCCAGGAGACGCUGACCUUGGUCACCAACUCUCUCAAAAACGACAUGAACCACUCGAAUAUGUACGCGGUCGGCCUCGCACUAUGCACCUUUGCCAACAUUGCGUCGGAGGAGAUGUCGCGGGAUCUAGCCAAUGAGAUUGAGAAGCUGUUGGGCUCCAGCAACACCUACAUUCGCAAGAAGGCUGCUCUUUGUGCGCUGCGUGUGAUCAAGAAAGUGCCCGAACUGGCCGACCAUUUCACUGCGAAGGCCAAGAACUUGCUUACUGACCGCAACCACGGUGUCCUCCUCUCCUCCAUCACACUGGUGACGGAAAUGUGUCUGAUAGAGACUACCAUCCGGGAUGAGUUCCGCAACGCCGUUCCUCUGCUGGUCCGGAAUCUGAAAUCGCUCGUGACGACUGGGUACAGCCCCGAGCACGAUGUGUCGGGCAUCACCGAUCCCUUCUUGCAGGUCAAGAUCCUGCGUUUGCUCAGGCUGCUCGGACAAGGCGAUGAGAAGGCUAGCGAAGCGAUGAACGAUAUCCUGGCCCAAGUUGCGACUAAUACUGACUCGACGAAGAACGUCGGAAACUCGAUCCUGUACGAAACUGUGUUGACUGUGCUGGACAUCGAAGCGGACACGGGUUUGCGGGUGAUGGCGAUCAACAUCUUGGGCAAGUUCUUGAGCAAUCGCGACAACAACAUCCGUUACGUGGCCCUCAACACGCUGAACAAGGUGGUUUCGAUGGACACCAACGCCGUGCAGCGUCACCGGAACAUCAUUCUCGACUGUCUUCGCGACGGCGACAUUUCAAUCCGCCGACGAGCGCUGGAGUUGUCCUACGCCCUCAUCAACGAACAGAACGUCCGUGUGCUCGUGCGCGAGCUGCUCGCCUUUCUCGAGGUGGCCGACGACGAAUUCAAGCUGGGCAUGACCACCCAGAUCUCGUUGGCAGCCGAACGUUUCGCGCCCAACAAGCGGUGGCAUAUCGACACUGUGUUGCGCUUCCUCCGGCUGGCCGGCAACUUUGUUCGCGAGGAGAUUCUCUCUGCGUUCAUUCGACUGGUUGCGCACACGCCUGAGCUGCAGGCUUACACCGCGUCGAAGCUGUACACCGCGUUGACCGCGGAUAUUUCUCAGGAGUCUCUGACUCUCGCUGCGACCUGGGUGAUUGCCGAGUACAGCGAGCUCUUGCUCGAAGGUGGCAUCGUGGAAGAGGAAACCCACAAAUCCGUCUCUGACAAAGAUCUGAUUGACCUGCUCGUGUCGAUUCUGGACUCGCCUUACGCCAAUCAGCUCACGCGACAAUUUGUCUUGACCGCUGUGACCAAGAUAUCCUCCCGUCCCACAGUUACUGUGGCGCAGCAAGACCGCAUCUCGGAAUUGCUGGCGCAGUAUGCAACGAGUCCAGAACUCGAGCUCCAGCAACGGGCAGUUGAGUUUGUGAGUCUGUUCAAUCUGGGCGGAGACAUGAAAGAGGGUGUUCUCGAGAAGAUGCCACCGCCAGAACUGAAGGCGACUGUGAUCGGAGUUGUCAGUGAACAGAAGCCAGUCGGCUCGACAAGAUCAACUGCUGUCGACGAUCUCAUCGGUUCCGCCGACGAUCUGGUGCAAAGCCCGGUCAACGGCAGCGCUUCAGCUCAGAACAACGCUGACCUCUUGCGCGAUAUAUUCGGCAGUGUAUCAGAUCAACCUGCAGCCGCACCAGCCGCAGCCCCUCGCUCCACUGUGGACGAUAUCAUGGGGCUGUUCGGUUCUCCGCCUGUGACUGCUCAAGCUGCUCCUCCGCCUGCCCCCGCUCCGACAUCAGACCCGAUGUCGAUCUUCAAUUUGGCAGCCGCACAGCCGGCUCAACCACCUCCACCACCAGCUGCGCCGCGGCUGACGUCGUAUACGGCGUACGAGAAGAACGAGCUGAAGAUCACGUUGACGCCGCAGACGUCGCCGACUCAGCCGGGGACUGUGAUGAUCAUGGCGCGCUUCCAGGUCACAGGCAGUAAUGACGCAACGGGAAUCAGCUUCCAGGCCGCCGUUCCAAAGUCGCAACAACUCCAAAUGCUGCCCAUGUCCAACACAGACGUGAAGCCAGGAGCCGCCGAAACUCAGCGCAUGAAAGUCGUUGCACCAGUCGGGAGCGCCGUGCGACUGCGACUGCGAAUAUCGUUCUCGAUUGCUGGGAAUGCGGUGCAGGAGCAAGUAGACUUUUCAGGCUUCCCGCCAAAUUUGACGACGGCGGGGACGUGAUAUUAUUUGAUUUUUCUUCUCUCCAUAUCGUGAGCCUGUGAAGUCUUGAGUCUAGUGGAUUGCGACACACCAAUACGACUGAGAAAUGAGAUCUCGAGGGACCAUGAUGUCGCGACUACGAGUGUAUUGGAUCGCUUUCUUGUAGUGGUCCAUCCGGUCCUGGGCAUUUUUGGAAUAUUUUGAUCCAUGCAGUGAACAUACUUGCACAGAUGGUGGCUUUCCUACAGUAGAUGGCUCUAAAUCCGUGGGCAGACUUGGCCGAAACUAACCCGUAGCUGUUGGUAAGGUAAGUUACCUUACCUUAGAUUCGUUGAAG
This is a messenger RNA of Mycena citricolor, 2997 nucleotides long. The record is from the annotation of a GenBank genome assembly. Lineage: Eukaryota; Fungi; Basidiomycota; Agaricomycetes; Agaricales; Mycenaceae.